AUGCGUAUCUUCUUUAUGUUUCCAUCCGUCUUACUCGUGUUUCUUUUUGUUGUUAACACUACUGCUUUACGGGAUAGUAAUACCAAAUUUAAAUUAUGCUGCUCGAAGCACAAGAACGCUGAUAGAAUCUGCAAACAAAAAUUUUGCGACUUCUCGUCUUUGGCUGCGGAUAAUGUAAGAUUGAGAAAAAUUACUUUUAAUUACUGUACUAUUAUUUUUUAUAGGUCUUGUUCUUCCUCAACUCCUGCACUCCAAAGGGAAAUACAGUGCCUGAUAUGUGGGCAUGUGCAACAUCAAAAGCAGAUCACACGGAGUGUUGCAAGAAAAAGUAAGCUUCCCCAAUACAGUUUGAACUCUUUUUAGAGGUGUUCUCUCACAAUGCCUACCGUACUGUAACUACAAAACCACGCCAAAUGAUUAUUUGAAGCACAUUUUCUGUCUUCAGAACUUCAAUCCCAUCAAAGACUGUUUUCGAUCUCAUCUAAAUGAUCAUCCCAACAUUUUUGGAGAUGAAUAA
Bursaphelenchus xylophilus (pine wood nematode) is the source of this 517-nucleotide messenger RNA. NCBI's taxonomy places the organism in Eukaryota, Metazoa, Nematoda, Chromadorea, Rhabditida, Aphelenchoididae. The record is from the annotation of a GenBank genome assembly.